Molecule: messenger RNA, 1446 nt
Organism: Lasiosphaeria miniovina
Lineage: Eukaryota; Fungi; Ascomycota; Sordariomycetes; Sordariales; Lasiosphaeriaceae
Product: major facilitator superfamily domain-containing protein
Exons: 3
Coding region: 1-1446 (481 amino acids)
Biological process (GO): transmembrane transport
Cellular component (GO): membrane
Molecular function (GO): transmembrane transporter activity
Source: RefSeq, a predicted model, not a curated record
AUGAGCGACGCCCGGGACGCGGAAAAGGACGCCGGCGGCCUCGGCCUCGGCCCCGGCGACGGCGGCAUCUCGGACUCGACCACGGCCACCUCGACGCCGCCCAAGGGGGCGACGCCAACACCGACGCUCGCCGAGCCCGCCGGAGGAAACACAACACCGGCGCCAACGCCUACCGGGGGAACCACAACUACAACACCAGCGCCAACGCCCGCCGCAGCGCCCGCCGUCCCGCCCGAAGAGGGUGUGCGCGGCUGGAUCUGCGUCGUUGGCGCGUGGAUCUGCCUGUUCUGCACCUUCGGCUUCCUCGCGGCCAUCGGCGUGUUCCAGACUGUCUACCAGGAGACGACGCUGCGCGACUACUCGUCGUCGGACAUUGCAUGGAUCUUCUCGGUGCAGCUGGCGCUGAUGUGGGCGCCCGGCCCGCUGUUCGGGCGGCUGAUCGACACCUUCGGCCCGGCCCCCGUGCUGUACCCUGGCGCCGCGCUGUGCGUCUUCGCCCUGUGCAUGACUAGCCUGUCCACCCGCUACUACCAGAUCUUCCUCAGCCAGGGCCUCGUGUUUGGCGUCGGGUCCGGCGCUGUCUUCACUGCCGGUCUGGUCUGUGUUGGACAGUGGUUCGUCAGGCGGCGGGGCCUGGCCGGCGGCAUCGCGGCGUCGGGCAGCAGCAUGGGCGGCGUCGUCUUCCCCGUGAUGCUGAACCGGCUGCAGGCCGACAUCGGCCUGCCCGGUGCCCUGCGUUACAGUGCCCUGCUGAUCGGCGUGCUGCUGGCCUCGUCCAUCUUCAUGGUGCGCGCACGCCUGCCGCCCAAGAGGUGGGACCCCAAGGUCAAGUGGUUCGACUUCUCCCUGUUUGGCCAGAAGCAGUUUGGCCUCUACUCGGCCGGCACUUUCCUGACCAUGUGGGGGCUCUGGGGGCCCUUCGACUUCAUCUCCAGCAUGGCGCUGCAGCAGGGCUUCUCGCCGGACCUGGCCCUCGGGCUGGUGUCUAUCAUCAACGCCACGUCCAUCCCCGGCCGCGUGCUGCCGCCCUUCUACGCCGACCGCAUCGGCUGCUUCAACGUCAUCACGGGCUGCUCGCUGCUGACGGGCGCGUCGAUCCUGGCGCUGUGGCUGCCCUUCAACUACCACGCGUCGCACGCUGGUGUCAUCGUGUUCGCGGCCGUCUACGGCUUCGCUAGCGGCGCCUUUGUGUCGCUGCUGAUGCCGUGCGCCGCUAAGGCCGGCAGCAUCGAGACCAUCGGCCAGCGUUUUGGGACUUUCCAGGUCGUCAUGGCUCUCUCCACUCUCACGGGCCUGCCCAUCAUGGGCGCCAUCCUGGGCCGCCAGAACAACACCGAUUUCUCUGGCCUGCAGCUGUUCUCGGGCGUGUCUUGCCUGGCGGGAGGCGCACUGCUUAUUCCGGCCACGUAUUUCCUGCGGCUGCAGCUCGGCACGUGGAAGGCGUGA